This is a messenger RNA of Aspergillus steynii IBT 23096, 1581 nucleotides long. RefSeq lists its product as uncharacterized. The coding region runs from base 1 to 1581 and encodes 526 amino acids. The transcript has a single exon. The record is from RefSeq and is a predicted model, not a curated record. Lineage: Eukaryota; Fungi; Ascomycota; Eurotiomycetes; Eurotiales; Aspergillaceae.
AUGGAGUCCCUUCAGGAGAUUCUGGGAGCCCUGUCCGCGAUAAAAAAUAUACACAAAGUCGACAAAAAUACAUUGGUCAACCACAAGGAUGAGAUUGAAUCAGUUUUUCAGAUCUUGCACUCACUCCUCCAUUCCUCCGUCUUCUCACAAAAACCAUCAGAUCAAGCUGCACUUACUUCACCAGUCAAGAAAGUACCUGAUACGGUAACGAGGAUCUUGUCAUACCUCAACUAUGAAAGCACCCUGGAAUUCACGAAAACGACUAAAAAAGUCCCCUUGCCAACCAUUUCGUCAAUAGAAGAUCCUCGUGUGAUUGACAUCAUAACAGCGAAUGGGAAGCGAACCCAAGGCGACUUCUUUCGAGCUGGGCUUGGUGCACUUUCGCUUGCAGACGAUUUCGAGGACUGGGCAGAUAAGGAAGAUCUUCCCUCAAAGUUACGCAGCAUGGUCGACGGUGCAAAGAGGCAAAGGCCUGAGUACUUGGAAUACGUACGAUCUUGCAAGCGUUUCAGCAAUCAGGAUCAAGCGCGAAGUUGUAUCCGAUGCGGAAUGAAGCUGAAGUAUCUCGAAUGGCGGGUUCGAGAAUGCCUUGAUAAUCAGCAACUGGAGCUUGAGACAGCGAUUCGCAAAUGCACACCUCUCGCAUUUGUCUGGCCAACAUUCUUUGCUUGGAGUCUCAUGGACCGCUGCCGUCUGAAAGAUAUUCCAGCACUUGCGCACGAGCUUGUUAUGACUGAUUAUUGGAGACUGUUGGCUCGGAACACACACCAAUGGAUUACUGACCGCCAAAAAGACUACAAAACUGAGGUCACCAGAAGGGACCCUUCUCAUACGGUCGAGGUUGCUGGUUAUCUCAGUGACCAUGUCGAGGCUGAUGAAGAUAUAGCUAUCUCGUCUAUCGACCAUGUGAACGUUGCCGGGUCUCCCGAGCAUCUUUCAGAAGCAGGUGUAUCCUUAACGGGAAUAAACACGUCGCUUAGUAGUUCUUCUUUCGAAACCGGUCAGAUAAUUUCAGAACCUGAUGGAACAAGCAGAGAGCGCAGUCGUAAGAGAUGUCGAACACCGGAGGGAAUGUCUCAAGGAGAGAACAAACGACACAAGUCUGUCAAGUCAGGAAAUCUUGAUGUGACGGCUUAUCCGACCAUCGAAAAUGUGACACGACCUGCUGAUUCCAAUGACCAUGCAUCAAGGUAUCCUGUAUCUCUGUCAGCUAUCGAUACCUCGAGUUCUGCGUCUUUCCCGUCCCUACCAACGGGAACGUCAGUUUUAGUCGACGUUGAUAUUAACGAUCCUGACUGGAUACAUGAUAUCCCGCUAUCAGUCCUCUUAGGCGAGCCCGAAGCUUCAUCCUCUGAACCCAAUAUUCCUUCAAGUGUGGUGGCAGAGAUACCUGAGCCUGUGCAGCUCAUGGAAACGUCUGUUUCUGUUGAUGUCAAUAUCCCUGAGUGGAUGCAAUUUUUUGAUUCACAAGCUGCGCACUUGACCCCACAAGGCCUUAGUCUUCCUUCACCCCAGUUAGCUACUGCUGUGAGUGGGUCGAUACUGGAUCUACAGUGUACCAUGGAAAAUGAAUCGCAAUAA